CUCGAUUGGUUAUUUGUUCGCUGCGCUGAUUUGCGGUGGAUGAAACGAAGGAAAUAUUUCAUUAACUCUUUUCUUAGUCACGAAGUAGUUUAUUUUAACGCAUCGGAAAUAUUAACAAGAGGCCAUUGCCUCCGCAGUGAGUUGCCAGUGUGGUACGUGACGAAUUAUCCAGAUAUAAUCAGUUUGGUUUUUGAUUUAAAAUGGUCAUAGCGUACGACUUACCCGAAUUUCUGAAAAGUCGUUCGGCUGGUUCGUAUGAUUCGGGAUCCCAUCUAAGUGAUGUCAUUGAAGUUAUUAAAGAAACUGAUCCGUGCUUUACGGAGUCAAACGCUAGAAGCCGAUUCAACCAAUCAGCGGGACCGCAUAAGAUAGGACCAAUGUAUGCCGAGAUGCCUGCGCCAGCUGUCCCCCAACCAAGUAUUAGCAUUAAGAAAAGCCAAAUUCACGUAAAGAUCAUAGAGCAACCUGCCUCGAAGGCCUUACGGUUUCGAUAUGUCUGUGAGGGGAGGUCAGCUGGCUCAAUUCCCGGAGCUAGUAGCACUCCUGAAAACAAAACCUACCCCGAAAUUCAGGUGGUUGGUUACCAAGGACGAGCUGUGGUGGUAGUGUCUUGUGUUACCAAAGAUGCCCCAUACAAGGCUCACCCUCAUAGCUUAGUGGGACGCGAGGGAUGCAAAAGAGGCGUUUGCACUCUUGAAAUCCCACCCGAUACAAUGAGGGUACAGUUUUCGAAUUUAGGUAUACAGUGUGUGAAGAAAAGAGACAUCGAAGAGGCUCUUAGGCAGAGGGAGGAAAUUAGGGUGGAUCCUUUUCGACAGGGCUACAGCCAUCGAAACCAACCUACCUCGAUAGAUCUCAAUGCUGUUCGGUUAUGUUUCCAAGUAUUCCUAGAGGGCGACACACCCAAUAAGUUUAAUGUCCCGCUUGCCCCCAUAGUCAGCGAAGUCAUUUACGACAAAAAGGCCAUGUCUGAUCUCACAAUAGUAAAGCUGUCUGACUGCGUUAGCUUCGUAGAUGGAGGACGCAAGGACAUGAUUCUUCUUUGCGAAAAGGUGGCGAAAGAAGAUAUUCAAAUCCGUUUUUAUGAAGAGAAAGAAGGGAAGGUCGUGUGGGAAGGACUUGCCGAUUUUCAGCCAUCCCAGGUUCACAAGCAGACAGCCAUUUGGUUCAGGACACCCCGGUAUCGUACGUUGGACGUGACGGAACCCGUUAGAGUGCUUAUUCAGCUGAGGAGACCGUCGGAUGGCGCCACCAGCGAACCGUUACCGUUCGAGUUGUUGCCUUUGGACGCAGUAUCGAGUGUAAGCGAAAAGCAUAACAAACGAAAGAGAGCCAAAAUUGAUGAUCCCAGUCAAAUUUUAAGGCAAAUCGCUCAACACGAGAAGAUGACUCAGCAGCAUAUGGCUUUGCCAAUGAUUAAUCCAAUAAAGAAAGAACCCCAGGAGGCUUAUGGCGGCCAAAUUUAUGGUACACUGAGUCCAAAUUAUACACCAAGCCCUGGAGUGUCUCCACAAUAUGUGCCCAAUCCCAUUGACGCUCCUCUGCAAUCGCCGGAUAUGAAUUGCCAAUAUCAACCAAACAUCCACUACAACAUAUUGCAACUACGUGUAGAGGGCGGAUCUAAUAACUGGAAUUUUCCCACACCCAAUAUAGAUCUCCUUUCCCAGAUUCCGUCAACUUCCGCUACCUUGGGAAAUGCGCAGAAUCAAGGAUUCAUAAUGAAUCUCGACACGCAGCAAGUUAACUCUGCCGAAUUGGCUUGUACCAUCGCCGAAAUGGACAUUCUGAAUCCUUUGCCCGACAUAUCAGGUCUGUCCAUGUCCGAUGUGCAAGUUUCUGAGGUUGGUCAGGAUGGAAAUAUGACUGACAGUCUAACGAGAUUGACCAAUGAACGAGCUGGUCAGUUGUUGGAUAAUAUCUCAUAUCCAGGCAAUUAGGAUGUAAUUGAAAUUCCCCGAUUUGAAAUUCAAUUAUAGAUGCGUUAAAUGCGAUAUGGUUGGAACCUAAAAUAUAGACGCUACCUGUGCUAUUAUCUGAAGUAAAGUGUUAACUUAGAAGUAGUUUAUAAACUUCUAUGACAACUGGACAACCUACUAUUGGAUGGGUAAUUCUUUACUCAGGUGCAUGAAAGGCACCAAUAGUUGUUACCAUUUAAGUUUCAAUAUGGUUGAUCAAAAAUAACUGUUACUUUCCAACUAUAGAAAGCAAAUUAUUAUCCAAAUUGGAUCGACCAUGUGCAUUUCUGGCCCCAAUUUUUGGAGCUGGUCUUUUUAUGGUCCUUAUAAAAUAAUAAAUAAUUUGACAUGGUUUUUGUGAUAUUGUAUCUAAAUCUUAUCACUCAGAAUCACAUAUUGUGUUUUCUGGUGUUGGAGCACAUUUAACAAUUUAUGAAGGUAGUUCAUUGACAAGCAAAAUGCAGCAACUUGAUAUUUUUUCACAUGUGUUAAUAGUGAUAUUCUUUAAAUUAGAAAAAUGUAAAAAAUGAUUUUAUUCACUUUUUUUCUACAAACACUCUGUUUCUUAAAAAGGUUUAAAAGUUUAUUUAGUAAUAGUUCAUCCUAUAUUUUACACAGUGUGUGAGAGGGAUUUUGUUAAUAAGAAAAGGUAACUGUGAUGCUUUGAGUUUGAAAAACUCUGCAUGUUAAUGGUACUAAAUUAGUUGGUUUCUUGGCGUUACUCCGUAAAAAUCGACCACUAAGUUUAAGUUAUUUGCCUAAAAAAUUUGUGGACUGUUGUGGACAUCGCUUGUUAUACAGUCAAUCCUAUAAUAUACAUACAUAUUUGGCAAAUUAAUUUUUGUUAAAAUAAUAAAUUCAUUUUUUUAAAUUUUGACUGGAAAAUGUUGAAAGCUACUUAUUGUGUCUCAUUAAAAUUGGUAAUAGAAAAAAAGCCCCGAUCGCGCGCGCUUUGCAAUUCGCUGGAAGCAAAUUUUGAUGCUUUAAAAAUAAGUAUAAAGAUUUAUAUAUAAUCUUCUGUGGAAAACAUAUUCGUACAUUUUGAUUUGAAAAUAAAUUCAUUUUUAAUGUCUUUUUCCCUUAAAUUAUAUGCAUAUCCAAAUCAGUCAGUCGAAUUGUUUUUUUUUGGAUAUGGCACUUUUUGAUAUACACAAAUUGUAAAAAAUGUACCAGCACUGUAAUGUCAGCAAGCAAUUACUUCCAAAAGGUGUCUUGCUCUUCAACACAAUGGAACAGUUAUACGACCUCUUUAUACCUAUAUCCAGUCCAAUAUAAUAACACUUGGAUGUUAUAUAUUAUAUAUUUCCAGGAUAUCCAGGAUUGUUUAGAGAUAUAGGCCUAUAAUAUUUAGAAUAUGCUGAAUAUAUUUGUUUAGAGAUGUUAGUAAUUAAAAAGCAAUGAACAUUACAUCAUGAGAUCUGUGAUUAAAUUUUUUUUUUGUUAUUUUUAUAAAUAUUUGUUUUUAGUUUUGUACAUGUUAUUGUAAAGUAAAUAUUAAAAGUUACGUUAAUCUAUAAAUAAAAUUCAAAGUAACACCGCG
Messenger RNA from Cylas formicarius (sweet potato weevil), 3495 nucleotides. Its product is annotated as embryonic polarity protein dorsal-like. The record is from RefSeq and is a predicted model, not a curated record. The transcript is spliced from 11 exons. Gene Ontology annotation, cellular component: cytoplasm. Gene Ontology annotation, molecular function: DNA-binding transcription factor activity; DNA binding. The coding region runs from base 201 to 1937 and encodes 578 amino acids. Lineage: Eukaryota; Metazoa; Arthropoda; Insecta; Coleoptera; Brentidae. Gene Ontology annotation, biological process: cellular response to stress; non-canonical NF-kappaB signal transduction; innate immune response.